AUGAGUAGAGAUUUCCCCCAUUCAAGUGCUCCUCUUCGAGCUGUUAAAGAGGUGCAGUUUGGAUUAUUUUCACCUGAAGAAGUGAGAGCAAUUUCCGUGGCUAAGAUAGAAUAUCCUGAAACCAUUGAUCAAUCUACUAAGAAACCAAGAGAAGGUGGUUUAAACGAUCCAAGAUUAGGUUCUAUUGAUAGAAACUUCAAAUGUCAAACUUGUGGUGAAGAUAUGGCUGAAUGUCCAGGACAUUUUGGUCAUAUCGAAUUAGCUAAACCUGUAUUUCAUAUUGGGUUUAUUGCUAAGAUCAAAAAAGUUUGUGAAAGUGUUUGUAUGCAUUGUGGGAAAUUAUUAUUAGAUGAAUCAAAUCCUUUAAUGGCACAAGCUAUUAAAAUAAGAGAUCCUAAAAGAAGAUUUAAUGCCGUUUGGAGUGUCUGUAAAACUAAAAUGAUUUGUGAAGCCGACCCUGAAGACGUUGAAAAUGGUAGAGGAGGUUGUGGUCAUACACAACCAACUGUCCGUAGAGAUGGUUUAAAAUUAUGGGGUACUUGGAAACAAAAUAAAAUGGAAGAAGAACAACCUGAAAGAAGGUUAUUAAUGCCUUCAGAAAUUUUGAAUGUUUUCCGUCACAUAAACGCACAAGAUUGUUAUAGAUUAGGUUUUAGUGAAGAUUAUGCAAGACCAGAAUGGAUGUUAAUCACCGUUUUACCUGUUCCUCCACCACCAGUUAGACCAUCUAUUGCCUUUAAUGAUACUGCCAGAGGUGAAGAUGAUUUAACUUUCAAAUUGGCUGAUGUUCUCAAAGCUAAUAUUAAUGUUCAAAGGUUAGAGAUGGAUGGAUCUCCUCAACACGUUAUAAGUGAAUUUGAAGCCUUAUUACAAUUUCACGUUGCAACUUAUAUGGAUAAUGAUAUCGCUGGUCAACCUCAAGCUUUACAAAAAACUGGUAGACCAAUCAAAUCUAUCAGAGCUAGAUUGAAGGGUAAAGAAGGUAGAUUAAGAGGAAAUUUAAUGGGUAAAAGAGUUGAUUUUUCAGCUCGUACAGUUAUUUCUGGUGAUCCAAAUUUGGAUUUAGAUCAAGUUGGGGUUCCAAUUUCCAUUGCUAGAACUUUAUCAUAUCCUGAAGUUGUCACACCUUUCAACAUUCAAAGAUUAACUGAGUAUGUUAGAAAUGGUCCUAAUGAACAUCCAGGGGCAAAAUAUGUUAUUAGAGAUAAUGGUGAUAGAAUUGAUUUGAGAUAUAAUAAAAGAGCAGGAGACAUCGCUUUGCAAUAUGGUUGGAAAGUUGAACGUCAUUUAAUGGAUAAUGAUCCAGUUUUAUUUAAUCGUCAACCUUCCUUACAUAAAAUGUCUAUGAUGGCCCAUAAAGUUAAAGUUAUGCCUUAUUCAACUUUCAGAAUGAAUUUAUCUGUUACUUCUCCAUAUAAUGCCGAUUUCGAUGGUGAUGAAAUGAAUUUACAUGUUCCACAAUCACCCGAAACUAGAGCUGAAUUGUCACAAAUUUGUUUAGUUCCUUUACAAAUUGUUUCUCCUCAAUCUAAUAAACCAGUUAUGGGUAUUAUUCAAGAUACAUUGUGUGGUGUCCGUAAAAUGACUUUACGUGAUGUUUUCAUUGAAUAUGAUCAAGUUAUGAAUAUGGUUUAUUGGAUCCCUGAUUGGGAUGGAGUUAUCCCACCACCAGCUAUUAUCAAACCAAAACCUUUAUGGAGUGGUAAACAAUUGUUAUCAAUGACUAUUCCAAAAGGUAUUCAUUUACAAAGAUUAGAUAGUAAUUUAACUUGUCCAAAAGAUAAUGGUAUGUUAAUUGUUGAUGGUGAAGUCAUGUUUGGUAUAGUCGAUAAAAAGACUGUCGGUGCCACCGGUGGUGGUUUAAUCCAUACUGUCAUGAGAGAAAAAGGUCCAACGGUUUGUGCCAAAUUAUUCAGUGCUAUUCAAAAAGUGGUAAAUUACUGGUUAUUACAUAACGGGUUUUCCAUUGGUAUUGGGGAUACCAUUGGUGAUACUGAAACCAUGAAACAUGUUACCACCACUAUUGAAGAAGCCAAAGUCAAAGUCCAAGAAAUUAUUAUAAGUGCUCAACAAAAUAAAUUGGAACCUGAACCUGGUAUGACUUUGAGAGAAUCAUUUGAACAUAAUGUCUCAAGAGUUUUAAAUCAAGCCAGAGAUACUGCUGGUAGAUCAGCAGAAAUGAAUUUAAAAGAUUCAAAUAAUGUCAAACAGAUGGUUACUUCAGGUUCUAAGGGGUCAUUUAUUAAUAUUUCUCAAAUGUCCGCUUGUGUCGGUCAACAAAUUGUCGAAGGUAAACGUAUUCCAUUCGGUUUCAGUGAUCGUACUUUACCACAUUUCACUAAAGAUGAUUAUUCACCUGAAUCUAAAGGUUUCGUUGAAAAUUCUUAUUUGAGAGGUUUAACUCCUCAAGAAUUUUUCUUCCAUGCUAUGGCUGGUAGAGAAGGGUUAAUCGAUACUGCUGUUAAGACUGCCGAAACCGGUUAUAUUCAACGUCGUUUAGUUAAAGCUUUAGAAGAUGUUAUGGUUCAUUACGAUGGUACUACACGUAAUUCUUUGGGAGAUAUCGUUCAAUUUGUUUAUGGUGAAGAUGGUAUUGAUGGUACUCAAGUUGAAAGUCAAUCAAUUGACACCAUCCCAGGUUCAGAUUUCAAUUUCGACAAACGUUACAAGAUUGAUUUAUUAACUGAUGAUUUAUUGAUUGAAUCCAACCAAGAAAUUAAGGGUAAUAUCGAAUUACAAAAACUUCUUGAUGAAGAAUUUGCUCAAUUAACCAAAGACCGUAACUAUUUAAGAGAUAUUUGUUUCAUUAAUGGUGAUUCUUCAUGGCCUUUACCAGUCAAUUUACGUCGUAUCAUUCAAAAUGCUCAACAAAUUUUCCAUAGUGGUCGUCAAAAAGUAUCAGAUUUGAAAAUUGAAGAUAUUGUUGAAGGUGUCAGAGAUUUAUGUUCUAAAGUCACAGUUAUUAGAGGUGAAGGUAAAUUGGUUGAAGAAGCCCAAGAAAAUGCUACCUUAUUAUUCCAAUGUUUAGUAAGAUCAAGAUUAGCCUCUAAGAGAGUUAUUGAAGAAUUCAAAUUGAAUAAAAUGUCUUUUGAAUGGGUUGUAGGUGAAAUUGAUACUCAAUUCCAAAAAUCUAUUGUUCAUCCAGGUGAAAUGGUUGGGGUUAUUGCUGCCCAAUCCAUUGGAGAACCAGCUACUCAAAUGACUUUGAAUACUUUCCAUUAUGCGGGUGUUUCUUCAAAGAAUGUUACUUUAGGGGUUCCUCGUUUGAAAGAAAUUUUGAAUGUAGCUAAAAACAUUAAAACUCCUGCUUUAACUGUUUAUUUGGAUAAAGAACUUGCUUCUGAUAUUGAAAAGGCUAAAGUUGUUCAAUCAGCUAUUGAACAUACUACUUUAAAGAAUGUUACUUCAGCUACUGAAAUUUACUAUGAUCCUGAUCCAAGAACUACUACCAUUGAAGAAGAUUUUGAUACCGUGGAAGCUUAUUUUGCUAUUCCUGAUGAAAAAGUUGAAGAAUCUAUUGAAAAACAAUCUCCUUGGUUAUUACGUUUAGAAUUAGAUAGAGCUAAAAUGUUGGAUAAACAGUUAACUAUGUCUCAAGUUGCAGAAAAAAUUUCCCAAAACUUUGGUGAAGAUUUAUUCGUUAUUUGGUCCGAUGAUACAGCUGAUAAGUUGAUUAUUAGAUGUAGAGUUGUUCGUGAUCCAAAAACUUUAGAUGAAGAUGAUGCCGAAGAAGAUCAAAUCUUGAAGAGAAUUGAAGCUCAUAUGUUAGAAUCAAUUUCUUUAAGAGGUAUUCCAGGUAUUACCAGAGUGUUUAUGAUGCAACAUAAAUUAAAUAGACCUGAUGAAACCGGUGAAUAUAGACAAGAUCAAGAAUGGGUUUUGGAAACUGACGGUGUUAAUUUAUCAGAAGUUAUGACCAUUCCAGGGGUUGAUGCUGCCCGUACCUAUUCAAAUAAUUUCAUUGAAAUUUUAUCUGUUUUAGGUAUUGAAGCUACUAGAUCAGCUUUAUACAAGGAGAUCUUGAAUGUUAUUGCUUUCGAUGGUUCUUAUGUUAAUUAUAGACAUAUGGCAUUAUUAGUGGAUGUUAUGACAUCUAGAGGUCAUUUAAUGGCUAUUACUCGUCAUGGUAUUAACCGUGCCGAUACUGGUGCUUUAAUGAGAUGUUCUUUCGAAGAAACUGUUGAAAUUUUAUUAGAAGCUGGUUCAGCUGCUGAAUUAGAUGAUUGUAGAGGUAUUUCUGAAAAUGUUAUGUUAGGUCAAAUGGCACCAUUAGGUACCGGAGCUUUUGAUGUUAUGGUAGAUGAUAAAAUGUUACAAGGAUCACAACCUCAAGAAUUUAAUGAUGGUGGUGCUACUCCUUAUAGAGACAAUGAUGUUGAAGAUGAUGGCGUUCAAUUUGAAGAAGGUGCCGGUUUUUCACCAAUUCAUACAACGUCAAUGGUUGAUAAUGGUGGCUUAACAAGUUACGGAGGUGUUGGUUCACCAUCUCCAAGUUCACCAUUUAGUUAUGGUGCAACUUCUCCAGGUUAUGGAGGUACUUCCCCAACUUAUUCACCAACUUCCCCAACUUAUAGUCCAACUUCACCAAGUUACUCCCCAACUUCACCAAGUUAUUCACCAACUUCACCAAGCUACAGUCCUACAUCACCAUCAUAUUCCCCAACAUCACCAAGUUACAGUCCUACAUCACCUUCGUACUCACCUACAUCACCAUCAUAUUCACCAACUUCUCCAAGUUAUUCACCAACUUCCCCAAGUUACUCACCAACUUCACCAAGUUACUCACCAACCUCACCAUCAUAUUCCCCAACCUCACCAAGUUACUCACCUACAUCACCAAGUUAUUCUCCAACUUCUCCAAGUUACAGUCCAACUUCCCCAAGUUACAGUCCUACAUCACCAUCAUACUCCCCAACUUCCCCAUCAUACUCCCCAACUUCACCUAGUUACAGCCCAACUUCUCCAAGUUACAGCCCUACUAGUCCAAGUUAUUCCCCAACUAGUCCAAGCUACAGUCCAACUAGUCCAAGCUACUCACCAACAUCCCCAAGUUACUCUCCACACUCACCAUCUUAUUCCCCAAAAGAUGACGAAAAGAAAGAUGACUAA
This is a messenger RNA of Yamadazyma jaroonii, 5109 nucleotides long. The record is from the annotation of a GenBank genome assembly. NCBI's taxonomy places the organism in Eukaryota, Fungi, Ascomycota, Pichiomycetes, Serinales, Debaryomycetaceae.